Messenger RNA from Acanthaster planci (crown-of-thorns starfish), 5294 nucleotides. RefSeq lists its product as uncharacterized. Lineage: Eukaryota; Metazoa; Echinodermata; Asteroidea; Valvatida; Acanthasteridae. The record is from RefSeq and is a predicted model, not a curated record.
UGGCGAUUCGCAUACCACCGACGACCGACUAAUUGUGGUCGUGCUUGUUCGUGUUGCGAGCUGAUUUUUGACAAUUUUUCGUGUUCUCAAUCACAUAGAAACACAAGGAAGAUGUCGAGAGACUGGGAGCAUAAUCUUACCAGUAUAGUCCAAGAAACGGAGUCUAAUCUCGCCAGAGUUCGGCGAAGUCUGAAUGACUCGAGAUAUAGUCAUAAAAGUCUACCUAACAGUCACCCGAUCAGCUCAUUUUCUGUCAAAUCGUCCACCCUACCCCGAAGGUAUAUGACAUCGUCGUCAUAUCUAACUGACUACACAGGUCGGAGUGAAUGGCAACCUCACUCUGGCUACCAGAGCCCCUUUGCUCACGGUUCAUCUUUUGAGGGAGAGUCUGCCCCCAGCAGCUUGGCCGAGUCACCGGCUCUGGUCGCCAUGCUGACUGAAAAGAUUGACAAUCAGGCAAAAACCAUACAGACUCUGAGCAGGCAGGUGGAUGCAUUAGAGAAGGAGAGAGACCGCAGCCAGACCCAUCUCCAACGCCUGGACCAGGAGCUGACCUUGCUCAACCGCCGCCUUCAAGAGGGCGGAGUCCAGCUGGAGACAGAACGGAAGGUAGAGGGGUGGAAGCGAGAGGUCACGCUGCAGCUAGGUGACUUGCAGAGCCAGGUGGUGGCACAGCACAGGAAUGCUUCGGGUGGAGGUUACCGCGGCGACGAGGUCCUGGAUUCGUUGACCAGGGAGGUCCAUGACUUCAAACGACAUAUGCAAGAAGAUCUUGCCCUGUGCCGGCGAGACAUUGAAAGCCUGAACACAAGACUUAUGAGGCAAGAGAUUGAUAUUGGCAACAACCAGGCUGAUGGGAAAGACUUCAGUAGAAGGAUGGAUCACAUGGACAGAACACUAACCAGCAUAGCUGACUCACAGCGCAGCCAUUCCAGAGAGUUGAGUCACACCUUACUAGGCAAGCAGACCAGCGAACAAGAACUGCUGCAACUACAGUCAGAGAUGAGUCGCAUGAUGAGCACAGUUGAAAGACUCGAGAAUGACAUGCUCACGAGUUCACAAAGGAUAGCCAAAGAGCAAAGCAGUACACUCAAAUUGAACUCACCUCAUCGAAACAACCUGUCUGCUGUCAACAGUCACGGAUUGUCAACAUCAAAAGCAGAAGUUGGUCAGAAGAAAAAGAAGGCGGCCAGUGGAAGGAUCAGCAAACCAUCACGGAAGAUCCCGUCCCAGCCCUUUCCUCGGCUGCCCUCGGACAGCGAAGACCUGGACGCUAGCGUGAGUCUGAGCCUGGCAAGUUCGGAGAGUGAUGACUCUUCCUUGGACCUGCUCCCCCACGGAGCCAACAACAUCCAGCGAAGUGCCCACACUCCCUUCAGCAGAGAUGACGAGAGCAGUGAUGCCUUCUCCGAGAUGACCUCUGCCCUUGUUGGUCACGACCCUACACUUGACCUUGUCGACCUGGCAAGCACGUCCUCUAUAAGUUCAAUAGAGUUAGAUGCUGAUCUUCUGUGAACUUUCACUGAAUGUUUCUCAAUAAUUUGUUCGUCAAAGGUUGUGCAUGGUAGCCAUUUUUCCGGUAAGAGCUUUUGUUCCACAGGGAUACCCAUAAGUAAACCUUUUGUGCUAUUCCUUGUAACAAAGGCAUUUACCAGAAAGAUGGCUGCCAGGCACAACCUCCAUAGAGUCUUUGGCCAUGCCCGAAAAGUGCUUCCAGAGCUACGGCUAGGUCUAUUGUCUACGCAUCUCCACGCAAUUCCAAUGGAGCGAAGACCUAGACCUAGCUCUAGACGAGAUUUGGAUGCAGCCAGAGUCUGAACUAUGACUUUGAAAACAAAUUGCAGUUUGUGGCAACACUACAAUUAGCUCAUGGUCUCAACGGCAGGCAGUAAAUUAAUACUUUACCUACAGUAAAUAGCAGUGAUAACUUCUUGUUUAAAGGACGGUCACACGACGGCAGGUUAACAUUUUCUGUGAAUUUUAGGUAGAAACUGUAUGUAAAAUGUAGCUAGAUUCCUCAUACAUAUAAUUUCUUCUUUACUGCCCUAGUUGGUCAAAAUGCAUACAGCCAGGUUUUGCCGAUUCUGAUUAGUCGAGGAGAUAGGGCCAACCCUCCAUUUCUUGACUCAGUUUUGCUUGAACGAGUACAAAGAAUGCAUUUAAAUGCAGUACCUAAUCCUUGUCUGCUACAUCCUCCAAAGCAGUCCAAAGUUAUAACUAUUAUUAAUAAUUUCUGGUAAUGACACCACGGAUUCCUCAAAAGCACCCUUGGCACUGUACAUGUAGUUCACAGUCCUGAAGGAACCUGUAGAGAGGGAACAAUGACGGCAUCCAGUUAUAGUUGUAGAGGUGGGAGGAAAACCCCAGAGGAAUGUUCUAGGUAAAACACACGACAUCAGGUAGGGACUGAAAACCCAAUCCACUUGUGGACUGGACCGGGAAUCGAACCCAGAACCACAGAGGUGGAAGAACCACUACGCCAACCUGACUCCCCUACGUCUCUUGGUAUGUAAGUUUGAAGUUCAAAACACAAGAGUCGUUGAUGAUAGCUUCAGGUACAUGUAGGUAUGUAAUGAUACAUCCCUCAAUUCAUUUGCUUUAUAUAAGGGGUAAAGCCGCCUCUGAACGGUUGAGUUACCCAGGGUCAUAAAUAAACACACUUUGAUCACUCCUGACUGUAGAUAAAAUCCAAACCACUUUGUCAUGAUUUUCCACCGUACUCUAAGCGUGAUCACAUGAUUGCCCUUUGUGAAAACUUGUUCCAUAUGUGGAUUGAGUUGAGAGAUUUAGCAACGGUCCUUAUUUGUCAUGUGCUUAAUGCGAGUCAUGCGUUCUUACACCAUGAGACUAGAGGUGUGUCGGUUGUUUUUUCCUUUUAAAGCCACGCGCAGUCCAAGCCUGAACUCUGAAACAUUUCCGAAUAUUCUCGCACUUCAAAGAUCUGUGUUGUAUGAAAGGGACACCAGUGGUUGCAUUGUAACUCUACACCAGUUUAGACUGGUGUCCAGUCUAAACUGACGAUGACCAUUCACUCACAUGGACACCCAGUUUGGCAUUAACCCAGGUUGGAUGAGGUCUUCGUAACAUAACCGUGUAACCUGGGUCUUAAACGGUAGUAACAUUUUACCAGACUGAGAUUGACUGCUGCUAUUCCGAUAACAUCUCUAUGCACUGUCAGCCUGUGGUUACAAUUUGGAAAUCAGCAAAGACUUCACACCAACCACUUAGCUUGGAAUAUAAAGAUAUGGGAUUGAUCUGCACUGUGAGAAAAGUCCUGUUCUGUUUUUUCCAUUAAAACCCUCAAGGGUGUAUGUAAAAUCACAUUGAAAUCGGAGGAUUUGAGACUGUUAGGUUUGACAUCUCUUAGCAAUUUCUUAGCUCAAUGCUUAUUACAGUUGACUCUCACUUUAACAGUUGCAGAGACCAGACAAAUUACUUUUUGAUAACCAGUUUUUUGUUAUAAAAGGAGUGGAAAAACAAAGAGAAAUAUAAGAAUUAAAGGAAGUGGGAUUCUCAGAAUCUGUUUUUUAACCCUAAAAGUCCCAAACCCUCCAAUUUCAAUACGAUUUUACAUACACCCUUGGGAGUUAGGGCUAACCCUAACAGUCCCCAAUCCUCCAAUUUCAAUACGAUUUUACAUACACCCUUGGGAGUUAGGGCUAACCCUAAAAGUCCCCAAUCCUCCAAUUUCAAUACCAUUUUACAUACACCCUUGGGGGUUAGGGUUAUAAUAGUAUUUUGUUGAAACAGAGUUCUUCAUGACAAGAGUCGACUGUAUGCGUGUACACAUUUAAGUGUAAUUCUGGGUGGCUUUCCCAGGGCUAAGGGUACAAUUUCGUUUAUUAGACAAAUUUGAACCACUUUGUGGAGACAUUUGUCUGUCCCCGUAACGUCUUUUGUUCCUACAAAAUAGGUGAAAUAUCAUAUGUCCCCGCAAGUACGGAACAAGAAGCAAUGUGAAGACAAUUGAUUAGCGAUAGAUUGUGGAAACAUGAAACAUGAUGGGUUCCUGAGUACUUCAGCUGUUCAGUGUGAAUUUUUUUUUUUCACUCCGACUGUCAGGUUUUACAAAAGUCUUAACAGUAUUGCUUAGGCAAAAAAGGGUGGCUUUUGGUUUACAGAUUUAAAUAUACCACAGACAGGUGUAUUUACUAAGCAUGUUAUGAUGCGCAACUCAUUAGUACCGUGUUAAACUUGUGUCCGAUAUUCAGCUCAGUAUGCUGGAUGUACAGACUACAAGAGCUUGUAAAUGUUUUAAAUAAGUGAGGAUUUUUUGUUCUGUGAUGUAUGUUUUGUAUUUCUGAAAUUUUUCCUUUUUGUGUUAGUUUACAUGCCUUGAAUUUUUUAAGCAAGUGCAAGUAAAUUUUAGUGUCCCUUUCAGUGGCAAUCAGUGAGAACAAUUAUAUAAGUAUUCUUCUAAAUGUGAUGAUUGACUUUGAACGAUUUGAGAAGAGUGUGACCUUGUUAAUAAUAGGUGUUGACUUAGCCCAAAGUCAAGGUCAUUUCCCAUUUGGCAAACAUUAGAGUAAUACCACACUUUUGUAUGCAACCACACGUUUUCAACAACUCUGAAAAUUUCAAAUAAAAUAAAAGAAAUACAUGUAGUUUUUUAUGCCGAGAUGAGAAUCCCAGGGGGGGGGCAAGUUUUGACCUUUCUGUCUGAAUAGGUAAACAGAGACAUUGGAAUUCAUGCUGGGGAGGUGGUUUUUGCAAUUUCCUCGCUGUUUGCGUGUGUAUUCUAGGUGGGGCUGUCACUGCAGCUGUGAGAUGACUUUGUUUGCGCUGAUUGCGUGGAUCAGCGGAUCAACAUUGGUAUUUGACAAAAUGUUGACGAAUGCACAUCGAACAGGGGGGAGAUUAUAGGUCUUCGUGAAUUUGUCAUCUAACACCUCAGUCAUGAUACGGCUGUGUUUGCAAAUAGAGUUGACACUACGGUGUGAUUUUGGUGUGAUCGCUAGAGAGCUAGACUUUAUUUCCUCUGUUUCUCAAAUUUUUUUUUUUUUUACUAAACAGUCCGGGGAAGGGGUCUGAACACAGAGUGCCGCCCAUAGACUUUGUGUAACGACAGACGAUAUGUAUGGGAACCUUCCAGGGUCUUCAUGUAGCUAUUAAGUCUAUACAGGAAUAAGGUAUGCCAAGCAUAGGAAAUAGUUGCCUACCAAGGUGACCCACCAAAUGAGACCCACUCUGCAGAAAAGGGUGAUAAGUCGUGCAGUGCCAAAACACAUAAUGGCCUGUUCUAUUUGGAAAGCACAAAAUUUCUUCAAAAACAUGAUUUUUGUGUUUUUCCUUUA